AUGUGGACGCUUUUCGAAAGGCGCUGUACCGAGCAGUGCCAUCCUGCUUUGCUAGACCAUGAGCUGCCAGCCUCUCAUCGUGCCAAGAGCUAUGCCGAAGUUCUGCAUCAGGUCAAGAGACUGUCUCCAGUGCUGGAAUCAGUACAGAGUGUUUGUGGCCCCUCGGAAAGGAGCCUCGCCGUUUGCUUUGAAAGGACUUGCUUUGCAGCAGUGGUGUCGUUGCUUACGGCUUUGCACGUACGCUGCCCGUAUGUUCCUCUCAGCACCAACUGUCCUGGUGUUGGGAGACCCAUCCAGAGGAUUGCAGUGUUGCUCAAGAUGGCGUCUGUUUGCUGCAUUCUGUGUGGCUCCAAUCUCGCGGGUUUGUCGAGGUCUGCAUGGGAAGCAUUUCGGGGAAGUGAUACCGACCAGCGCGUGAUCGAUGUGGAGGCGUUUGUUGAGCAGCACGGGCCAGCCGUAGCUGGCGUACCAGGAGCUGCAAAGGCUGCGACUCCAGACAGCCAGGACACCAUCCACAUCAUCUUCACGUCCGGUUCCACCGGCCGACCAAAGGGGGUGCUGGGUCUUCACGCUGCUACGCUCAACCGACUUCACUGGCAGUGGACCAGGUUUCCUUGGAAGGAUGGAGAGGUGGCUUGUGCUCGAACUCCUCUGGUGUUUAUCGAUCAUGUGGCUGAAAUUUUUGGAUCUUUGUUGGCAGCCAGGGGACCUGUCCUGGUAUGUCCAUUAUCAACUACGCACUCUGCUGGCUUAUUGACAUCAGUUCAUGAGUUUGCAGUCACAAGGAUCGUUCUGACGCCUACGUUGUUGGGCAUUCUUCUUGUCGAAGCCACGAAUCUCGAGAAGAGCCCUUGGAGGUCAUUGCGAAUGCUGACGUGCUCUGGUGAACUGCUGACGAGAAGCUUGGUUGCACAAGCCCGCGUCCAGAUUCCGGAAGAAUGCAAACUACUAAACAUUUACGGCUCCACCGAAAUGGCUGGUGAUGCCACGUGUGCAGAGUUGCCCUUUGAUGAUGUAUCAGAUCACACGGCUCUGCUGGUGCCGUGUGGCAGAGCAAUUGACGGUGUAAACGUGCUUCUGAGACAAGAGACUGUUAGUGACGACAUUUUGAACUCGUGGGACGAUGUUAGAAUCGGAGAAGUCUACGUGACAGGCGAGUGUUUGGCUGGUGGAUACUGUGGCGAGCUCGGGGAAGUCGAUGCUUUCCCUAGCGUCGAUGGCAAGCGUUACUUCAGGAGCGGCGAUUUGGCCAUAUGGCGGGACGCGAAGAACCACGAGCAGACCUUAUACGUCUUGGGGCGCUCGGGUCAGAUGGUGAAGGUCCGCGGGCAGCGUGUGGAGCUGUCCUCCGUGGAAGCCGCUCUUUGCUCGAGGGAGCUCGCCGAGAGUUUGCCUAACCAGACUCAGACGACUCAGACCGUCGUUUUCACGGAGUCCGCGUGCUGGCUGUCGGAUUCGGACCAGGGCCCAGAGCUUGUUGCCUUUGGCGUCUUGGCUCCCGGUCUGCGGCAGUCACAUGAACUGAUGUCUUUGGUCCGCGAGGAAUUGGCAAAGUUGCUUCCUUCCGCGGCAGUUCCUGCAGUCAUCAUUCCUGUGUACUCUUUGCCUAAGCUUGCAAGUGGGAAGGUCGACCGCCGUGCGCUGAGCACACUGAGCCGUUCAGAGGCAUUUCCACGUAUCCAGAGCCGAGAGGAAGUGUCGCAAAUGGAGACGGUCCUGAGAGAGAUUUGGCAAAGCUGCUUGAGCCCACAGUCGGUGUCGCUUGCGCACGCUGUGCCAGAUGGCCAAUCCUUUUUUACCGCUGGUGGUGACUCAGCGGGCUUGAUGAAGCUGGCUUCGCGACUGCGGCAAGUCUGCCUCGAAGACGCGCCCGAUUUUGAUGAUGUGGUGGCGGCCGCCUCAAUCUCAUUUUCUGCUUUGCUGCAGCUUCUGUCAAGCUCGGAUCGGACAAGUAAGCGACGGCGUGUUGCAGACCGUGAAGAUACAGAUGGCUCCGGCAGUAUCCUCCCGAGACAAGCUGAGUGGAGCGAGCGGAGCGCCUCGAGAGACUGCAUGUGCCACACGCGUGGGGGCUCCUGCUUCGCGCCGGCCUCCGUGUUCUCGCGGACCUUGCAGGGGGUUCGCCCGCUUUGGCGAGGAGAUUUACAGCAGUGCGUGGAUGCGCCUCCAUUGGUUGUUCUGGCACCUGCAGGGGAUCGUACUGAACCAAAGGCUUGGCUGCUCGUGGGAUCUCACUCGAAGCAGCUGUGUUGCUUUGAAGCCGAGACUGGUGUUGAGCACUGGCGGAUGACUCUUUCAGACCGUAUUGAGGGUGGCUGCGCCUGUUCAUGCACAGCCGAUCGCUUUCAAGCAUACGCAGUGUGCUACGACGGGAAGAUGCAUUGCAUUGCGAUUGAGUCCGGUCACUUGCUAUGGUCAUCCUCCAUAGCCUUGCCUGCAGACGAAAACACGGAGAUCAAGAGUGCUCCCGUCGUUCAUGAUGAUUUGGGCAUCGUUGUGGCUGGCACGCAUGGUGGUGUAGCUGCCGCCCUUUCACUUGAUGGGCAUUUACUUUGGCGGUUGCAGUUGCCGGGUGCGAUCUUUGCAGCUCCCCUGCUCGCACCGAGCAGCGGUGAAAUGUACAUUUGCUUGACGAGGGGCCAGGCAGUCUUCAAGUUUUGCUGCAAUUCGCCGACCAGCGACCUUACCAGCACACCGGUACAACUUUGGUCUCUCCGGAUGGCCUCCCCAAUCUUCGCAGCUGUCUUCGUGGAUGCCUUGGCAUCCCUGCUGGUGGUAGAGGUGGAGGGAAGGCUACAGAUGCUUGCAGAGCAGGCAGAGCAGGAUCCGCAGGAUCCGCAGGGACGCAGGGCCCGCGCCCGGACCCCGCGGCGGGCUUGGAGCCGUGCUUUGGAUGGCCAGGCCUUCGCUGCUCCGUGCCUUCGAAAAGACCAGCAGUGGGCCUUCAUCGGCACACAUGGCGGCAGCGUGUCGGCCAUUCGCCUGACUGAUGGCAAUGUCAUGUGGCGAUGCGAGGUGGGAGACGUCGUCUAUGGCUCACCUUUUGUGGUGAACUGUUCCGAGGGCCACAGCGGACCGGCAGAACAGCUCGAGAUCGAAGAUUCACUUCUGUUUGUCGCGACUCGCUGUGGAGCCCUCUGUGUUCUGGAUGCUGCGCAUGGCACGCAUAUCACACGUACUCAGUUGGAGGGAGAGGUGUUUUCAUCGCCUGUUGCUUGGUGCACUCGUGCAACAACGAGGGAUGCCCAGCACGAGGAGGCUGCACCUGUGCUCCAUGUAGGUAUCGGCUGUCGAGACAACCACGUGUAUUGUUUCGUGCUAGCAUGA
Messenger RNA from Symbiodinium sp. CCMP2456, 3327 nucleotides. NCBI's taxonomy places the organism in Eukaryota, Dinophyceae, Suessiales, Symbiodiniaceae. The record is from the annotation of a GenBank genome assembly.